Messenger RNA from Anisakis simplex (herring worm), 1512 nucleotides. The record is from the annotation of a GenBank genome assembly. NCBI's taxonomy places the organism in Eukaryota, Metazoa, Nematoda, Chromadorea, Rhabditida, Anisakidae.
AUGUUAUCAACAAAAGGCACACCUGAACAAGUGAAAUUAUCAAACGCUGGUGAUAAUUCAAAUGAUAUUAAAGUUGCUAAUGAGGUGACGAGUGAACAAGAGGAUGUUCUGGAUGCGGAUAAAGUGUUAGAAAAUGUCAUCGAAAAGCAGGCGUACAGCAGAGAAGCGAUCACAAAACUGAAGCGACUUGCUGAUCACGGGUUGACGAUGUUCUCGAUAGUGCCUCUCAUUUCAGCACUUUGUGCGCUUUUCUCAGGUAAUUUCCGAUCGUGCUUGUGGAUUAGUGAUUAUAAACUACAUCUGUAUAUGGAAACCGCGAAAGUGAGUUGUUAUCUUGUUUCAGUUUCAUUCGCGGGGAAUAUUUAUUUCGCAGCGAAGCCAUCGUCUAUAGGACUACCCCAAAGUGCAUCGCUCACAGAGAAAGACGUACCCGUCUUGAACAGGAAUUUACUGGGACUAUCAGCUGAGGUACCACAACACUGGACGGGCACAAGUGAUAUUCUGUCGAGGCCGAAGGCAUUAGCCAUUGUAUCUGUAUCUGGCGUUAACACAUUGUCGUUACCAUCAAAUGAAGCCGUAUGCACUCUCAACGGAGAGGUUAGUAACCCAAUGGAUGGUGUGAGUGAAGUCCUUGAGAAGACUUUCGGUAAAGAUGGCUACCAGUGGUUAGAGGCAUCGUUCGGCAAAAUAAGUGGCACUGAGAUGGCUGCACAAGCUGAGAAAGCAACUAGUAAAGAAAUUAAAACAGCUGUUUUACCGUUGAGAAGUGAAAUCGAAGCCAUUUACAAAAUUGCAAACUCGCUAACCAAAUCUGGUGCUCAAUUGUCGUCCUCUCCAGCGUUGUUCAUGAUUCGUGUGGAGGGCUUAAGGAGCGCCGCACUGGUGUCGUUAGAGGAAUACGAAAAUGGUUUGCAAGAACUGCAAGAUGCCAUCGGUGUCCUAACAGAAGCAUUAUCUGCUUCAUUCGGUGAUCAAGCACUGGUUGAAGUCAUCACUGCUGAAGGUGCCGAUAUUGUGACUCCUGAUCUACCAUAUGCUGAGGCAAAACACAAUAUCCAUAAACGAGAAGCUACUGGAGAUUCGGAUAUGGAUGAGGUAACAAGCGUUGGGAAUUUUCAUGUUCUUAUUAUGUGCACGUUAAUGAUAUUCCAUGUUCUUAUGAGGAAUUUAAUAAUUCAACUGAUUAAUUAUCCGAAGCAUGUUUGUAUAUAUUGGGAACUGACAUGCAAUNAUUAUUUGAAGGGUAAACGUAUCAUGGGGCUGCGUAGUACACUCAACGUCUAUAAGGUAUGUGAUUUCAAGUGGUCAUUAUCUGCUUUCAUUAUUCUGCAGCACGACAUUGAAUUUCAGUUCACUUCGUCCGAUUACCCAGCGAUAUUCGCCAUAUUUGCUGGUCUCAUAAUCAUCCUUGUGCUGGCAGUACUCUUCAUUGCGGUCGGUAUUUGGAAUAUGGAUCCUGGAAAAGAUUCCAUUAUCUAUCGUAUGACAACAACUCGGAUGAAGAAGGACUGA